AUGGGCGACGUAGGCCGCCCUUUUCGGGCCAUUGCCCCUCGAAAUAACCCCGGCGAGGGGGGCGGCGGCCACCUACCUGGUGGAAGCAGUGGAGGGCCUCCCCCAGACGAUGGUCGAAUGAAAAGGGCUUCAACCGCCUGUAAAGAGUGUCAAAAACGACGAACAAGGUGUAGCGGGCAGCCCUGCUCCGAAUGUCAAGCUCACAAUCGAGAAUGCGUUUUCGACGAACUUUCCGACAGACGUCGGAAAGCCAACGCCAAGAAGACCAAAGAAGAGCUUACCAGUCUCCAAAAAUUCGUGGAAGACCUGCUGGGAGCUCUGAGGAGUAGUGACGGGGCUCUCGUGCAACAUAUUGUCAACACUAUUCGCGCAGGAGCAUCAGAAGACGAGAUUCGCGCCGUCGUCCGGCAAGCUCAGGCCCACGCGGCUCGCACCUCGAAUCCACACGACAUGGACCCUAAUAUCAUCAACGACCAUAUGAGCAACUUCUUUGAGCACCACUAA
Molecule: messenger RNA, 504 nt
Organism: Penicillium chermesinum
Lineage: Eukaryota; Fungi; Ascomycota; Eurotiomycetes; Eurotiales; Aspergillaceae
Product: Zn(II)2Cys6 transcription factor domain-containing protein
Exons: 2
Coding region: 1-504 (167 amino acids)
Biological process (GO): regulation of DNA-templated transcription
Molecular function (GO): zinc ion binding; DNA-binding transcription factor activity, RNA polymerase II-specific
Source: RefSeq, a predicted model, not a curated record